This is a messenger RNA of Erythranthe guttata (spotted monkey flower), 940 nucleotides long. RefSeq lists its product as uncharacterized. NCBI's taxonomy places the organism in Eukaryota, Viridiplantae, Streptophyta, Magnoliopsida, Lamiales, Phrymaceae. Gene Ontology annotation, molecular function: ubiquitin protein ligase activity. The record is from RefSeq and is a predicted model, not a curated record.
UCUCAAAUUUACAACCUGAAGCCCCACAAAUUAUUUAUCUUCACAUAUUAUGACCAGUUCCUAAAUCAAAACUGCAGCAGUUUAAAGCCCACCUAGUCGUGAGAGAGAGAAAGAGGAGAGAGAGAGAGAGAGAGAGGUAAGAGAGAAUUUCCGAUUUGAAGAGAGAAAAUGGACGGGCCGCCGGAAAAUGACGUAUGUUGCAUAUGCCACGCACCCUUCCACAUUCCUUGCCAAGCCAAUUGCAGCCAUUGGUUCUGCGGUAGUUGUUUUUUACUACUUUGGGACCACGGAGCUGCACUUCACCCGUGUAAAUGUCCACUAUGCAGACGUGAGAUAACCUUGUUGGUUCCCAACGAGGCUUCGUCAAGGCAGUACCAUGUGGCUGAUGUUGCUGAGGUUUUACAGAGGAUUGAAAGAUACAACCGUCUCUAUGGAGAACAUUCAAAUGGUAUCAUGCAGAGAAUGCGAGAUCUCCCCUUUCUUCUCAGGAGAUUGUCACGAGAUAUGAUGGACCCUCAAAGAUCCAUUCCUUUUGUUAUCAGGGCACGGGUUUAUUUGGCAAUGAUUGUCAGUUUUAUAUAUGUCAUUAGUCCUGUUGACAUCAUACCCGAAGGGCUACUAGGUGUUUUUGGUCUACUUGAUGAUCUGAUUAUUGUAUUGAUAUGCUUCCUACAUGUUGCUGCCCUUUAUCGAGCUGUUCUCCUUACCCGCCAUGGAGGUAGUUAAAAGAAGUAAAAACAUCUGCUGUCGAAAGUUAUACUGGAUUAGGGCAUUUUUGCAACGACCGUAACUGCAAAAAAGAUAGGCCCAUUCAGAAUCUAUCUUUUAUUCAUUUUUCUUGGCUUUAUUUAUUUUUCGUUCACUUUCGUUGGAAACAUGUAAACAGCCUAUACGUAUACAAGGUGUUAUUUGGUUGCUAAUUUUUGUAUGUCAAAUUAAA